UUUCCCCCAUUGAUUUUUUAGGGACAGACAGAAAGAGCAACAUCGAUGUGUGUGUGGGUGGGGAUGAGCCUGCAACCAAGUGACUUAGGAAGAAGAUCCUUUUUUGUUCCAGACCAGACUGGGCCUCUGUUCUCAAAGUUAGUGCUUGUGGUGUGUCCAACACAGGAGCAAACUGUUCCAGAGCGUAAUGACGGGUUAAACCUCAAAAAUGACAUUGAAAAUCAUCAAUCUAUAUGCCUUUCUGACUUAGAAAUGCCAACACCAGGAGACAUAGUUUCAAAAAUGGACAGAGUGAAAGUUCCUCAGAAAACAACAGUCCAAGAAAAUCAUGGUGAUAUACACAGAGUGGGGAAAUGGCACCAAGACUUUUCAGUGAAGGAAAGAGAGAAACUUUCAACCUGGAGACAAGAGCUACUGAAACUUAUAGAUCGUCACAAGAAAGAACGUGCAGGAGAGAAGUCUUUUAAAUGUCAGGAAUGUGGGAAAAGCUUUAGAGUUAGCUCUGGCCUUAUUAAGCACCAAAGAAUUCAUACUGAAGAGAAACCGUAUAAAUGCCCACAGUGUGAUAAGAGAUUUAGGUGGAGUUCAGAUCUUAAUAAGCACUUAACAACACACCAAGGGAUAAAACCAUAUAAAUGCUCAUGGUGUGGGAAGAGCUUUGGUCAAACUUCAAAUCUACACACACACCAAAGAACUCACACCGGAGAGAAGCCCUUCACAUGCCAUGAAUGUGGGAAAAAAUUCAUUCAGAACUCCCACCUUAUUAAACACCGGAGAAGCCACCUUAGCAUAUGCAUGAGAAACUUCAGCAGGUGGUCAAGCCUUCUCAGGCACCAGAAACCACCAAUUAAGGGAAGCUUGUUCAAUGUCCUCAGGCUGAAGAAUUUUACCAAGUGGAGCUUGACCAUAAAGUUUAUGAAAAUGCAAAUUUAUGAAGCAUGAAAAAUUUUUCAUCAGUGGAAAAUUUGGGGAUAUAAACUUUCACAGAAAGGAAUCAAGCUGGACUCUGCAGGGGACAUAGUAGUAGUUGUAUUAUUACUGUUUUUACUUACCCUUCGGGGAGUUUCUUAGCAAAAGGUGUUUGAAAAACCUUCUGAAUGAGGGAAAACUCUGUUUGGGAUUGUACCUGGCAAUAUAGCAAAUUCAGCUUCAAAUAGUACACGAAACUAUGAAUCAAUCAUCUGUGGUCACAGAUGUAAAUAUUGUUGGUUUUCCCACCUACUCUUAAACAUGUGAUAGAAACAUUUGUAGCAUGGUCUUUUGUAACAAAUGCAAUAACAUCCUUGUUUUAUUGCAUACUAUUACUUCAGGGUAAUAGGAUAAUCAAUUUCAAUAGUCUCAUAGGGUAGAAAUGAAUUCUAUUGUAAAGUUUUCCAAGAACCAAAUUGUACUUUCUUCCUCUCAUCAUUGGACAUCAUGUGAAUCCUUGAACUUUUUAGCUACUUUAGCUCUUGAAUCCUAUUAGCACAAUUUUUCUGUGAUGGAAUCAUAUUUACUUUAUCACUAGGGUAUCUGCCAAAUAACUAAUAUCUUAUGCCUCUCAUUGAUGGUAUUUGAGAAAAGAAAACAUUUCUAGUAGAUCAUAUGGAAACAGUUGAAAUUUUUAGCCAUGGAAUAUGUGUUAGAUGUAACCUAAGGUGGGGUGAUCCGGGCAGUUCUUGAUGGCUCAGGACAUCUACUGGGCUGGCCACUUCAUUCUCCUCUUCACCCCUAUGGCUUUCUCUCUAAGAGCGUAACUUAUUUUCCAAACAGUCAAGGAAGAGAAUGAACAUGUUUUGUUACCCCAAGUUCAGACAAACCCAGUCUUGCUCUCCUUAAGUACCUUGAAUGAUUUUUCUCAUUAAAUUUUUUUUAUCACUAACUUAAAUAAAUAAAUAAAUAAAUAAGAAUUUUCUGCAAAACAAAGUAAAUCGUUUCCUUCCCUCACAAGGUUAAUAGGAUAAAACAAUCAUAAAAAUUAGCACUUUCCUGAGGUCUAAAAUAAAAUUAAUUGGAGCUUAGGAUCAAAUUAUCAGGAUUUUGUUUGUUUACUCAUUAAUUUGACAUUUGUUUUUAAGAAGGAGAGAGUUUAUGUUUGGGAAUAGGACUGUGUGCUGCAGACAGGAUUCUGUGGCUCACUGGUCAUGGUGGGAAUUCAGUCAGCAUAAGACCAGGUUUCCAAAAAAAUGUUUGAGGACUCAUGCUCAGUGGUGGGCAAAUUGGGAAAAUCUACACCCAUGUUGGUUGUCUUACACUGCAAUCUAUUUAACAGGCAUGGUCCACCAGUGUCUGUUUUCUCCAGCGCAGCAAUUAGCAGUUGCUUUGGGAGGGUUGGAUAGACUGCUGACCAUCUCUCUAGACU
Messenger RNA from Myotis brandtii (Brandt's bat), 2341 nucleotides. RefSeq names its product zinc finger protein 75A-like. The record is from RefSeq and is a predicted model, not a curated record. Gene Ontology annotation, molecular function: DNA-binding transcription factor activity, RNA polymerase II-specific; RNA polymerase II cis-regulatory region sequence-specific DNA binding. Gene Ontology annotation, biological process: regulation of transcription by RNA polymerase II. NCBI's taxonomy places the organism in Eukaryota, Metazoa, Chordata, Mammalia, Chiroptera, Vespertilionidae.